UUGAUAGAUAUCAAUUGCUAUGAAGUUUUAUGAGGGAUCGGUUGGAGACAAAAUGGCUCGUCUUAAAGGAAGCAAGCUUCCAUUGCCUGAUGUUUUGCAGUAUGGGAUUGACUUGGCUCAGGGAGUUCUAGAAUUGCAUUCGAAAGGGACACUUAUUUUAAAUCUUAAGCCCUUCAACUUCCUUCUUAAUGAGAACAACCAAGCAAUGCUGGGUGAUUUUGGGAUUCCUUAUCUACUGCUUGGGAUUCCAUUGCCAAGUUCAGAUAUGGCUUUGAGACUUGGAACGCCCAAUUACAUGGCUCCAGAACAAUGACAACCAGAAGUAAGAGGUCCACUAUCGAUUGAGACUGAUUCAUGGGGGUUUGGAUGCAGCAUCGUGGAGAUGUUGACUGGAACUCAACCCUGGUGUGGGAGAUCAGUGGAGGAAAUUUAUAACUUAGUUGUGUCCAAGCAAGAGAAGCCACAGAUUCCAAGUGGCUUGCCUCCUGCCAUUGUGAAUGUGAUCAGUGGUUGUUUUGAGUAUGACUUCCGGAAUCGCCCUUUAAUGGUAGACAUCUUACAUGCAUU
This is a messenger RNA of Macadamia integrifolia, 567 nucleotides long. RefSeq names its product proto-oncogene serine/threonine-protein kinase mos-like. The transcript has 2 exons. Gene Ontology annotation, biological process: protein phosphorylation. Bases 20 to 313 code for a protein of 97 amino acids. The record is from RefSeq and is a predicted model, not a curated record. Gene Ontology annotation, molecular function: protein kinase activity; ATP binding. NCBI's taxonomy places the organism in Eukaryota, Viridiplantae, Streptophyta, Magnoliopsida, Proteales, Proteaceae.